AGUCCUCAGCGUUACCAGUUUCAGGCCCUGCUUCUUCUGCUCAACAAGUUUACAGACUUCCUCCCAAGAAUGUCCUGCCAGCAGAGCCAGCAACAGUGCCAGCCUCCUCCCAAGUGCACCCCCAAGUGCCCUCCCAAAUGCCAGACUCCUAAAUGCCCCCCAAAAUGUCCCCCUAAGUGCCCUCCCAAGUGCCCUCCUGUGUCUUCCUGCUGUAGCCUGGGUUCUGGGGGCUGCUGUGGCUCCAGCUCUGGUGGUUGCUGCAGCUCUGGUGGCUGCUGCAGCUCUGGUGGUUGCUGCAGUUCUGGGGGUGGAGGCUGCUGCCUGAGCCACCACAGGCCUCACAGAUCUCUUCGUCGCCAUCGACACAGCUCUGGAUGCUGUAGCAGUGGUGGUAGCAGUGACUGUUGUGGCAGCAGUGGUUGCUGUGGCAGCAGUGGCUGCUGUGGUGGUAACCAGCAGUCUGGGGACUGCUGCUGACCUGGGUCAUGAAGGCUUCAGACAAGCAAUAAAGAAAGAAACCAUGUUCACAGGACCUGUUCCUGCCUGCUAUUCCUCCCUCCCUUCUUGUUUUCUGUGUUCUGAAUUUUGAGAUGAUGAAUUUUUUUCAGUGAAGUUCAAAUUUUACUCACUAGUCUCAUCUCCUUCUGUGAUUCCAAAUAAAAUCUUUCCU
Messenger RNA from Mus musculus (house mouse), 670 nucleotides. RefSeq names its product late cornified envelope 1L (gene Lce1l). Lineage: Eukaryota; Metazoa; Chordata; Mammalia; Rodentia; Muridae. The coding region runs from base 70 to 477 and encodes 135 amino acids. The transcript has 2 exons. The record is from RefSeq and is marked provisional.